Messenger RNA from Solea senegalensis (Senegalese sole), 1999 nucleotides. It is a transcript of the gene ddx28, whose product is annotated as DEAD (Asp-Glu-Ala-Asp) box polypeptide 28. The transcript has a single exon. NCBI's taxonomy places the organism in Eukaryota, Metazoa, Chordata, Actinopteri, Pleuronectiformes, Soleidae. The record is from RefSeq and is a predicted model, not a curated record. Gene Ontology annotation, biological process: mitochondrial large ribosomal subunit assembly. The coding region runs from base 1 to 1728 and encodes 575 amino acids. Gene Ontology annotation, cellular component: mitochondrion. Gene Ontology annotation, molecular function: nucleic acid binding; ATP binding.
AUGCAGGCUGUGAAGGUCGGCUAUUUUUCUUGGAUUGUGGCCAGAGCUCUGUGCUCCGGCAGGAUUCACCGUCCUCAGCUUGUCCAGAUAUCUUCGUCACUCUGUGCUGUCCCCACUUCAGUCACCCAGACUCGGUUUUGUCACAAAACAGCGUCGACGCCAGAUGACAGCACCGCGGUUAUCCGUGUUCCUCUGCACAUGCAGAAGCGCGUGGAAACCCUGAAGCAGACACGAGGUAAAAACCAGAUCAACACCAUCCGAGCUGGGAAGCUCCUGAUCCAGAGCAGGAAUCCUGAUCUGAACCAGUCUGCGGGAUACAUACCCGGGAAGUUCGAGCAGCCCCGUCUCUGCUCGAAAGGAUGGAAACAUCACAAAUCAUUCGGUGACUACUUCACCAUCAACAACACCAAGUCUGUUGCACCAUGUGUCACUGCGAACCACGAAGAGGAGGCAGAGCAGAAAGCGGUGACCUUCAAUAAGCUCCAUAUCUGCAAGGAGCUGGUACAAGCUUUGGACAGUGUUGACAUCAAGCAUCCUACCACUGUGCAAUUGCAGACUAUUCCAAAGAUCAUGAAAGGUCACAAUAUACUUUGUGCUGCAGAGACGGGCAGUGGAAAGACUCUGAGUUACCUCCUGCCAAUUGUUCACAGACUGCAGGGCGAUAAGGAAUCACAGAUGUACUCAAGUAGCUCACACAAAAUUCACGCUUUGGUUCUUGUGCCUUCCAGAGAGCUUGCUGAGCAAGUGACCUCAGUGUGUCGGACACUGUGUGCACCGUUUGGGAUGCAGGUAAAGAACGUGGGUGGUGGGCGAGGUGUAGGACACAUCAAGAUGCUGUUCAAGAGGAAUAACCCAGAUAUUUUAGUGGCUACACCAGGUGCUCUGGUCAAGGCCCUGCAUAGACGCUGUCUGGACUUGAGUGAGCUAAGCUUCUUUGUCGUAGAUGAGGCUGACACUAUGUUUGAUCCCAGCUUUUCUGGCAUGCUGGAAAGCAUCCUGAGCCACACAAACAUCGCCCACAAUCCCAGUCAAACCCGGGGACCUGGCCACAGAGCCCAGCUGCUGGUGGUGGGCGCCACCUUUCCUGGUGGUGUUGGGGAAGUGCUCAGCAAGGUGACAGAUCAUAGCAGCAUCGUUGUCAUUAAGAGUAAGAUGCUGCACUUUCUCAUGCCACAUGUCAAACAGACCUUCCUGAAAGUGAAAGGUGCUGACAAAAUCCUGGAGCUCCACCAAGCCAUGAAAAUGCUCCAACAAGAAAAAGGGGGAGGUGCUGUUCUGGUGUUCUGCAACAAGUCUGCCACAGUCAACUGGUUGGGGUAUGGGCUGGACGAGAUGGGGGUUCGGAAUGCACGUCUUCAAGGAGAGAUGCCUGCUCCUGUACGUGCUGGAAUCUUCCACUCCUUCCAAAAGGGUGUGGUGGAUGUGCUGAUAUGCACAGACAUUGCCUCCAGAGGCUUGGACACAUCCGGUGUACGUUUGGUUGUUAACUAUGACUUUCCAGAAUCACACACUGACUACAUCCACAGGGCAGGGAGAGUCGGGAGAGCGGGUGGGAUGGAGAAUGGGGAGGUGCUUAGCUUUGUCACACACCCCUGGGAUGUGGAGCAGGUGCAGAAGUUAGAAACCGCUGCACGUCGGCGAGCUAUUUUACCAGGGAUGGAAUCUAAUAUACGUGAGCCAAAACCCAAAGUAGCAGAGACAGACACGGGAGUAGAAAGAUUGAACUGAAGUCAAUUAAAGACUCUAAUUUGCUCUAAUUUAAUAAAUGUGUGUACAUUUUGGUAUUGAAAUGCUUCAAAUUCAAAAGUAAAAGCUUAAUGAAUAUUUUUUGUCACUUUUAUUUACUUUUGUUUAUUUGUUUUACUUACCCCAGCCAUUGAAUUUUGAGGCUCAGAGAAUAUUUUACAUGUAACAGCCAUUUUCUUCAUAGAAAAAUGUGAUCUUGGUUAUAUAUAAUGUAGGUGUUGAUAUGAGUUGAAAUAAAUUGUUCAUGAAAUUA